CUGCUCUUGUGUUCUGUUGUUUUGUUUAAGCAAGUUGAAACUUGUUGCAAACGUGCUGUGUCGUUAAGUGCCACAAUCGUUCACGUGAUUCGGCAAACAGACGAUGGGUUGAGAUUUUUGUCAUUUCCGACGUGGAAGCAAAGCCAAGCGCCUCGGCUGAUCCUGCUCCUUGUCUACCGACAAACGUAAAGACAGCAGCUGAGUGCCGCUCUGACAUGUUGAUCACGACCUGGGACUCUGCUGCUGGAGCUCUUUCCUACACUGUGGAGGCUCAGGGGAACACUGGAGAAACUUACAACUGCACCUCCUCAUCCAACAGCUGUGCGGUGACAGGAGUGCCGUGUGGCGAGCACCUCAGCGUGUGGAUCGUCGCCUCCAAUGACAACUGUGCCACUGACAAGGUGCUGGGAGAAGUUGCUCAGACUGUUCCCUGUACCCCGACCAAUGUAUCGGUGUCGGUCGACUGCAGCCAAGAUUCUGCAAGAUUUAACUGGACAACAAGUAUCGGUGCUAUAUUUUACAUUGCUGUGGCUCAGGAUGACAGUGGAAACUCGUACAGCUGUAAUUCAAUGGGCAACAACUGCUUGAUGGAAGACCUGGCAUGUGGGCAGAAUUACACUGCCAGUAUUAUCGGCACCAAUCUAAAGUGCAACAGCUCCGCCAGCGAGGAGGUCACCUUUAUGACAGCUCCUUGUCCUCCAACUGACAUUGAGGCAUUCAGGGACUGUGACGCCAACCAUGCUCUAAUAGUCUGGCAGAACCAUCAGCCCACAGGCCUCUUCACUGCAACCAUAGAGGAUCUGAGCGGGGCUCAGCUCACCUGCACCAGCAACACAGUCAACAACUGUAAAAUCACAUCUCUGCCCUGUGGAAAGAGAUACAACGUCACUGUCACAUACAAUGAUGGAAACUGUCCAUCCACGUCAAAACCUAUCAGCAUGGACUCAGUGCCAUGUGGUCCUGAGGACGUGAAGGCCAGUGUGGCCUGCAUUACCGGCGAGCUGACGGUCACCUGGAACAUCUCGGUUCCUGCAGAGAACUACACAACCAUCAUCUCUGGAGGAAUGAAUCAGCCUCUGCACUGUAACUCUACAGAGAAACACUGCACCAUGGGAGGGUUGUUGUGUGGAAGCUCAUACGCGGUGACUGUCUUUUCUGUCACUGGGACAUGCUUCAGUCUGCCGAGCACAGAGGUCACAGUGCAAACAUUGCCAUGUCCUCCAACCAAUGUCUCCGUCGUGCACACAUGUGCUCCGGGACCUGUUCCUGUGUCAUGGGUAGCCAGCGACAGUGCCAAAUACUACACUGCUCUCGCUGUGAGCGGCGAAGGUCACAGAUCAGAGUGCACGACCAAUAAAACUUCCUGCAGCCUCCCUGGACUCCAGUGUGGGGAGGUUUACACCAUUGGUGUUUCAGGAGCUGAUGACAACUGCACAGGUCAACUGAGUGACACUGUGGCUUUGAACACAGAGCCCUGUUCUCCCGUUAAUGUGUCCAGCCAGCUGAUGUGUAGUGCUGGCACUGCUCAGGUGUCCUGGGCCCACAGUGCGAAUGCAGUUAGCUAUGCUCUGAAAGCCACCAGCAAUGGACAGAUGCUCACCUGCAGCAGCCCCAGCCCCAACUGCACUCUGAGUAACCUGGUCUGUGGCCAGGCGUACGACAUUGUUGUGACUGCCACUGAUGGCACCUGUGUCAGUAACUACAGUGCCCCCUACAGACAAGAUGAAGUACCAUGCGCUCCAGUGAACGUCAGUACAAACCUGCUAUGUGGCACCAAUGAUCUGACUGUCAGCUGGACCCCCGCUGCAUUACCCCGCAACUACAGUGUCACUGCUGUGCCGCUGGCUGCAAAUAUCAGCUCAGUCACCUGUGACACUAGCCAUUCCAACUGUAGUCUGAGUGGUCUUCAGUGUGGACAGGCUUAUAAUGUCUCUGUCAAAGCUUCCUAUGGUAGUUGCAGUGGGCCAUACAGCCUCCCACAGACUGUUCUGACAGCACCCUGCUCCCCUCAGAGCUUAACAGCAGUGACAGAUUGUGGCACAGACUCUCUUCUGGCCUCCUGGAAUGCCUCUCCUGGUGCUACUUCUUACACGACGACAGUGACAGGCCCCAGUGGCUUCUCUGAAACCUGCUCCUCAUCUAACCUCACAUGUUCUGUCUCUGGCCUGCAGUGUGCCAGCCAGUACAACAUCAUAGUGACAUCCCAGGAUGGCCACUGCACCAGCUCUCCCAGUCAAACUGCUUUGAUGACAGGACCAUGUGACCCUAUCAAUGUGACCAGUGUCCUCCAGUGUGGUUCAGAUGCAGCCACAGUGUCCUGGGAAGCUGCUGUCGGGGCUGUGGCCUACACUGUGUUCGCCCAGGAGGAUAGUUCUCAGCAUUAUACCUCCUGUAGGAGCAGCACAACCGCCUGUCAGCUGAACCAGCUGCAGUGCGGAAAAGUUUACAAUCUGACUGUGAUGGCUGAGGAUGCCACCUGCAACAGCACAGGAAGCACCAGUACAGUCCUGAGGACAGCCCCGUGCUCUCCCUCUAUCCAGAACAACACCCUGAUCUGUGGCACCAAUUCUUCCUCUCUGUCAUGGACGCCAGUGGUGGACGCCACAGGUUAUGUUGUUAAUGCCACAGCUUCAAACGGGCAUGCUGUUUCGUGCAACUCAGCUACUGCUGCAUGCACCUUAACAGAUCUCCUGUGUAGCGAAACCUACAUGACCACCGUCACUGCACAGGGAAGCCAGUGUGACAGUGCGCCUAGCUCCAGGACCAACAUUACCACAUCCCCCUGUCCUCCAGCUGUCAUAUCUAAGCACUAUGCCUGUGACACUAACAGAGCAGUGUUUGGGUGGACUGACCCUGUGGGACGCCUCAGCUUCCAGGCUCAGGUAGCCGGGGAAGGGUAUCAGGAUAGCUGCCAGACUACAAACACCAGUUGUUCAUUCCAAAAUCUUCCUUGUGGCCUGGAUUUAAAUUUAACAGUGCAGGCUCAGGGGGGCCAGUGUAACAGCAACCCAAGUGUCAGUGAAUCUCUUCAAACAGUCCCAUGUGCCCCAGUGAAUGUUAGCACCACUCUGACCUGUCACAAUCGCUCAGCCCUGAUCUCAUGGGUCAGAAGCCAUAGUGCAAUAGGAUACAAUGUGACACUGACAGGCCAGGAUGGACACACACACCACUGCCAAACCAACUCUACCAGCUGUCAUCUACCUGACAUCCACUGUGGUGAAACCUAUAGUGUCACAGUCACACCGUACUCUGAGACAUGUGCAGGGCACCCAAGCACAGUUUCCAGCUUUAGAGCAGGUCUUUGUGCUCCCAGCAACAUCUCCGUGUCUCCUGCUUGUGAUGACAGCAUUGUCUCUUGGUCUCAUGUAGCUGGGGCUGAGAUGUUCAUAGCAACAGCAACUGCACCUGAUGGCCACACUCACACUUGCAGCUCAAACUAUUCCAACUCAUGCAAUUUCACUGAUCUCCACUGUGGGGAAACUUACACUGUUACUGUUGUAACUGUAGACAGGGGAUGCUGGAGUGAGCCAAGCUCAGCUGUGGAGCUGAGAACAGCUUUGUGCUCGGCCACUAACUUGACGGGCCACGUCAGUUGUGAUACCAACUCACUGACCCUCACAUGGGACCAGAGUCAAGUGUCUGGGGCCACCUACACUUUACAAGCUGAGAGGAUAGCCAGCACACUCCCUCCAUCAGUGUACUCUACCUCUAACACCUCUCACACUUUGACCAACCUGCUGUGUGGCCAGAGAUACGCUUUCCGCAUCACAGCACAGGAUGGAAACUGCCGCAGCAGCUACAGCCCACCAACAGAAAUAAGCACAGCCCCUUGUCAGCCAGCCAACUUCACUGCCAGGGUUGACUGUGGGACAAACAAAGGGAAUUUCUCAUGGGCUGAAUCUAGUGGAGCAGGUUUCUACACCGUUGAGGUGACGGGAGAGCAUGGCCAUGUAGCAUCCUGUUCCUCCAAUGACACCUCCUGUGCUGUAAAACUUCACUGCGGCCGGUCAUACUCUGCAACACUGGUCGCGUCCACAGAAAGCUGCAACAGCACCAAACAUGCUGACAUUCAUUUUGACGCUGCGCCCUGUCUCCCAGAAGAUGUCUUAGCUGAGUUACAGUGUAACACCAACACGAUGAAUGUGAGUUGGACACAGACCCUGGGCUCAGACGAUUACACCGCCUGGGCCAUCAGCACUGAUGGGCACAGAGCCUCCUGCAACUCAACGUCCAACACCUGCUUCAUUCCUGAUCUGCAGUGUGGCAAGGUCUACGAGGUGGCCGUCACCUCCUCUUCUAUUCACUGUGAAAUCAUUGCUGGCUCUGACUACAAGAUUCAGUCUGCCCCUUGUAAACCUGAGAACAUCUCCAUCGACCAGAACUGUAGUAGCAAUGUCAUGACAGUGAAGUGGAACCAGAGCAGCAUAACACAGAACUACACUGUUAAAGCCACGUCUGCUUCAGGUGUUAACUCCACCUGUGACUCCACUGAAAGCAGCUGCUCCCUCCUGGACCUGAGUUGUGGUCAGCUCUACACCUUCAGUGUGAUGGGACACACUAAUGUGUGCAUGAGCGAGAUGAGCACCCCUAUAGAGAAGCUUACUGCCCCAUGUCCUCCCACCAAUGUGUCAGCCAAACUGAACUGUACUACGCAUAAAGCUCUGGUCAGUUGGAGUAAUGCAGAUGCAGCCACAGCCUACAGCGUCCAGGCAACCUCCAUCAAUGGACACAACUCCUCCUGCAGUGACAUGGGCACAUCAUGUAGUCUCAGCAACCUGGUCUGUGGACAGGAAUACGCUGUUGUUGUGGAGGCAAUGCACACUGGCUGUCCUGGCCCUGCCAGUGCCCCGGCCACGCUCGCUACGGAGCCCUGUGCCCCCAUGAAUCUCUCUGUGCACUACAAUGUGAGCACUGCCCAGGUGAUGUGGGGAGCAGCAAGCGGUGCCAUCUCAUACUCUGUCCAGGCUGUGACUGAGCAGGGCUCGAUGGCCACCUGUAACACCACCAACACUAACUGCUUCCUGAACGGUCUGCAGUGUAGUCAGAUCUACAAUGUGACGGUGAUGGCACACAACCUGGCCUGUGACAGUGUGAUUUCCAAAACCCAUCGCCUCAUGACGGAACCCUGUCCGCCAACCAACGUUCAAGCCAGUAUGGCAUGUGAACAGCUUACUGCGACUGUUUCCUGGCAACAGAGCGACCUCGCUGUGGGUUAUGUCGCCUACUUUGACAAUCAGAGUGGACAUGACACUUCCUGUGUUGGCACAGACGCAGACACCCAGUGUGUUGUUUCAGGGCUGAUGUGUGGCACAGUGUACAGUGUCUGGGUCAAGGCGCUGGGACAGCAGUACAACAGCUCUGACAGCACAGUGACCAGUCUUACAUCAGAGCCUUGCCAGACGAGCAGCAUCGAAGCCAUUAUGGACUGUGAGGCCGAUUCUGUUACUGUAUCAUGGCAGCCCAGUGUAGGAGCCACUUCCUACGUCACUGAGCUUACAGCUUCUUCAGGACACACCACCAGCUGCACCACCAACUACACCAACUGUGAGCUGAGCUCCCUGCAGUGUGGAGAGAAUUACAAUGUGACUGUGAAGGCUCUAGGAGAUACUUGCAACAGCACAGCUCAAAUGGCAGGAUACCUCACCACAGAGCCCUGUGCCCCCAUGAAUCUCUCUGUGCACUACAACGUGAGCACUGCCCAGGUGAUGUGGGGGGCUGCAAGAGGGGCCAAAUCCUACUCUGUCCAGGCCGUGACUGACCAGGGCUCGAUGGCCACCUGUAACACCACCAACACCAGCUGCUUCCUGAACGGUCUGCAGUGUAGUCAGAUCUACAAUGUGACUGUGAUGGCACACAACCUGGCCUGCAACAACACUGUGACUUCUGAACCCUACCGUCUCAUGACAGAACCCUGCCCACCCUCCAACAUUCAAGCCAGUAUGGCAUGUGAACAGCUUACUUCAACAGUUUCCUGGCAACAGAGCGACCUCGCUGUGGGUUAUGUUGCCUACUUUGAUAACCAGAAUGGCCACUAUGCUUCCUGUGUUGGCACAGACACAGAUAGCGUCUGUGUUGUCUCGGGACUAAUGUGUGGGACAGUGUACAGUGUCUGGGUAAAGGCCUUGGGGCAGCAGUACAACAGCUCUGACAGCACGGUGGUUUCUCUUACAUCAGCUCCAUGUUUGCCCAGAGAGGUAGACGUACAGAUUGACUGUAGCUCUGAUCGCGCCGCUGUUGUGUCCUGGAAUGUUACUUAUGGCACAGCAAACUUUUCCCUGACAGCCGUUGUCAAUGGAGCUCUUCAGACUCUGUGCACAACUCAACAGAACAGCUGUAAUGUGACAGGUUUAAGUUGUGGGGAAACCUACAACCUCAGCCUCAUUGUCAGCAACACACAAUGCAGCCUCACAGCACCGAUGCACGCUAACCUCACCACACGUCCUUGUCCACCUCAGCAUGUAGCUGUCGACCUGCAGUGUGGCUCACAGACUGCAGUUCUGUCCUGGGAGGAUAGAUCUGAUGUUGAACUGUACAAAGCGAGUGCCAUCAAGACAUCAGGAGGGGAGGUGCAGAAGUGUAACUCUACAGGCUCUACCUGUCAGUUUCCCAGUCUGCACUGUGGGGAGACGUACAACUUCACCGUAACAGCAUACAGUCAAGGCUGCUGUAGCCAGGCCAGUAGUACUGUGUUCAUCCAAACAGAGCCUUGCCAGCCCGUGAUUGUGUCUGCUCAAGCGCUGUGUAACAGUACCGAGGUCCAUAUCUCCUGGCAUCAAGCAAGUGGUGUUGUGAAUUACAUAAUAGCAGCCAGAGGGAGCCUUGGACAUGUGGAGAUGCACAAUACAACCCAGACUCUCCUGUCAGCUGCUUUGCCAUGCGGACAGGUCUACAACGUCACAGUACAAGGACAAGGCAGCGAGUGUGACAGCCUUCCCAGCAGCCCCGCCUUCUUCACAACUACUCCAUGCAUCCCCCAUGAUGUCACCACCUACACACAGUGUGAGUUUAAUGUGGGCUCUGUAAGCUGGGGGCCCAGCGAUGGCGCAGAAACAUAUGUUGCUGUAGCAACCGGGCUUGAUGGCCACACCCACCUGUGUCUCACUAACACAACCUCCUGUACCUGGAACGACCUGCACUGUGGAGAGGAGUACACAGUUGUAGUGAGAGCAAAGGAUGACAACUGCACCAGUCUGCCCAGCAACAGCUCUGUCAUUCAUAUGGAUCCCUGUGUGCCCCAGAAUUUGUCUCCCAGUGUGAACUGCGACAUGAAAGUCAUUUCUCUGAGCUGGGAUGCCAGUAAUGGGACAAGCUUGUACAUGGUAUCAGCCGAGGCAGGAAACGAAACAACUGGACUCACCACUAAUGUCACCACAGCACACUUCUCGGACUUGACCUGCGGACAAACCUACAGCCUCACAGUGACACCUCACAGCCAGCACUGCCCUGGUAGCGCCAGUGUACCGGCGUCCAUACAGACAUGGCCGUGUCCACCGGUGGGAAUCUCUUCUGUGCAGGACUGUCUCUCGGCCAUCGUACUGGUUACCUGGCAGGGCAGUAAUGGCUCAGACUACUACACAGCCAACAUGCAGACUGACACUGGCAUCUCAAACAUGUGCAUGUCUGACUCUAAUAAAUGCAGUGUGCCUGGCCUGGCCUGUGGGCACAACUUCUCUGUGUCAGUCACAGCCUCCAACCAGCAGUGUAACAUCACCUCCACUCAAACCUCCAGUCUGCAGUCAGUGCCAUGCGUUCCCACUAAUGUGUCAGUGGUGAUGGACUGUGUCAAUAACACCGCUCUUGUGUCAUGGUCUGCCAGCCAGGGGGCUGUACAGUACUCCGUGACAGCCCAUAGUAAUCACAGUGACGUCACUUGCCAGACCUCUGACCUCACCUGUAAGCUUGUUUCCCUCACAUGUGGUAACCGCUACACUGUUCAGGUAGUGGCCAUGGACGACAACUGCUCCAGUGUCCCCAGUCAAGCUCUGAUAUUUGACUCUGCUCCCUGCCUGCCUCAGAACGUGAGUGCAGAGGUCAGCUGUUCGUCAAACGACAUGACAGUUUCUUGGGAUGCCGUCAGAGAAGCAGACCACUUUUUGGUUUCAGUAAUUGCGAACAACGGAGGAACCAGCGAGUCACGCAACACCACAGACACCACAUGCUCCAUCAGCAAUGUGACCUGUGGAAAUACAUUUAGGGUUCACGUCACCUCUGUCAGAGGCACCUGCAGCAGCCAGCACAGUCAGACCCACAGCAUCCCGUCGGCUCCGUGCCAGCCGCAGGGAAUCAGAGGCAACCUCGACUGUGUGACCAAUUCUGCCUGGAUAUCAUGGGAUGCUGCUCCAGGGGCAGACAGCUACUUUGUGUCAGCCUUGGGCGAAGAGCACCACACAGCCAACUGCACCACUUCCUCCAACAAUACCUGUGAGGUGGAAGACCUGGCAUGUGGUGUACUUUAUAACUUCAGCAUUAUUGCCAAGAAUAGCAAGUGUGAGAGUCAGCCUAGUGCCACCAUCGACUUGCAGACAGCCCCCUGCUCCCUCGCUGGUAUCACAGCGGUCGCUCAGUGCCACAAUUCCUCCAUCCUGGUCAUGUGGGAGCUGAUGGAGGGCAGUGAGGGGAACACUGUGUACACUGCCACAGCGGAAGCCAGUGACCAUACCUACCUAUCCUGCAACAACACUGGCACGAGCUGCUACCUCCAUGGGGCACAAUGUGACCUCCAUUACACUAUCAUUGUAGCUGCUUCGUCAGACCACUGCAGCAGUAUGAGAAGUCCACCGUACAGAAUAAGCAUGGAGCCGUGUCCACCCACGAACGUGGUCGCCAACACUUCCUGUGAGGACCACAGUGCGCUGGUGUCCUGGAGCCUUUCUCCUGUUGCUGAAACCUACCAUGUUGUUGCUAUGGCUGUAGACGGACACUUGCAUACUUGUAACACCACAUUCAGUAACUGUAGCAUAUCUGAGCUCCACUGUGACCAGCAGUAUACAGUCUUUGUGAGGGCCAGCCAUGAGAACUGCUCCAGCAAGGCCAGUCACAAUGUCACAGUCAACACAGGUCCCUGCCAGCCUGAUGGUCUCUCUGUUAAGUACCACUGUAACAAUCAGUCUGCCCUGCUGUCAUGGACACCCAAACAUAAUGCUGUGGACUACUAUGGCUGUGCCCAGGAUGGAAAUGGAAACAUGCUGUACUGUCUCAGCACAGAUCCCACCUGUACUAUCCAGGGUCUUGAUUGUGGAACAUCCUACAAUUUCUCUGUUCAGGCCUCUGAUGGGACAUGCAACAGCUCUUUCAGUGACUCGGUGCAGAGUGGAGCAGCUCCCUGUCCUCCAGACACUGUUGAGGUGGAGCUGAUGCCGAUGCAGACGGAGAUCCAGGUGAUGCGCUUCGAGUGGACAGAGAUCACCUGUAAUGAUACAGAGUACUUGCUGAAGUUAACAGGAAGUCUGCUGGGAGACAGCCAAGCCCAGUUUGAGCUCUCAUCCUAUUGGACAAGCAUGACGUACUAUGAGAUCCCUCUCCCCUGUGGUUCAGCCUACACUGCUACGGUAGAGAGUAGAAAUGCUGCUGGCACCAGCGACCCAUCUGUGCCUCUGAAUGGAACAACAGCUCCUUGUCCACCAUCAGGAGUGGUGUACAGCGGCAACAGCUCCUUUGCCACAGUUUCGUGGAACGCUUCUGUGUUUGCCACCAUGUACACAGUGUACGACAACAGUGUCACUCCGAAAGCCCAGCUAUGCAGCACUGCAGGGCUGUCCUGCUCUCUGUCCAACAUCGCUUCAACUCACCUGGUGAUCACAGCCGGCAACGCAGCUGGAGAAAGUGAAACAACAAGUGUCACAAUCGUGGUAACGCAAGGACGCAGGCGGCGAGAUCUCAGUGAACAAAUGCCAGAUAAUGGAGGCCUCUCAGCUCCCGAGCUGGAUGUCACACAAGCGAUGUCUACAGUUAUUUUCGCCGAGUGGUCUCAAGUAGAAGCCGCUUCCCAUUAUAGUCUGGUUAUCAGGAAACAAGGCAGCUCCAUUGAGACUCAGGAGCUGAUGGUGUACGGUGAGAGCAUCAUUCUCACCGAACUGAGCCCAAACUCAACCUACUGUUUGUCCGUGUUAGCCAGGAACUCAGCAUCUAGUGGCCCAGAGUCUGAGCCGGUGUGUGUGCAAACAGCAUAAUGGGAAACUGAGUGAGAGGUCUGCACACUCCUGAUUCAAAUGUGACAGCCCUGAAAGUCAAAAGUGGCAGCAAUUUUGACAUUUAAUAUUUUACAAGGUAAUCAUAAUGCAACAAUAAUUUUAGAUCUGAAAAAGCAUGGGAUUAGUGUAGGUUGUUGUGGUAUUUUUGUUUCCACUGAUUGAAUUGAAAAAUUCUGUCUGUUUGGGUGUAACACAAGGGAAGCUCACUUCCAAAUAAGCAUGUUUUCCCCAAAAUUAAGUUCUUCUAUUUUGUGCUUCAUCAAGAUACAUCUUUUGUCUGCUGUUGGUUGAGGAUAUGUAUUUCACAUCUGGGGCUUCAUUCCUCCUUUUAAUAUUUUAUCUUCUGUAAAUUAUAUUAGUCAUUGUAAAGGUAAUAUAUUGAAUGUUUCUCAUGUCAAGUAUUUACUUUUUGCCAUUUCUAAAUGUAUAUUUAAUGUGGAAAUUAUUUUCAGACUACAUUCUAAUAAAAUGAUC
This is a messenger RNA of Scatophagus argus, 10664 nucleotides long. RefSeq names its product mucin-4-like. The transcript is spliced from 40 exons. The coding region runs from base 216 to 10169 and encodes 3317 amino acids. Gene Ontology annotation, molecular function: protein binding. The record is from RefSeq and is a predicted model, not a curated record. NCBI's taxonomy places the organism in Eukaryota, Metazoa, Chordata, Actinopteri, Scatophagidae.